GUGUGUGUGUGUGUGUGCGCGCGCUCCGAGACCGAGAGCGUGCCAUUGAGAUAAAACGAGGGGGUCUGCGUUUGUAAUGCGCGAACGUGUGUGAUGAAGAGGUGGGGGGUGAGAGACCCCGUCGUGUUUUGACCCCCCAAACAACUCCAGAUCUCAAUCUUUCCCUCCAUCGACUCUUUUCUAUUCCCUCUCCCCUCUCUCUCGCGCGCAGGUUUAAAGCACCAUCGCUCAUCUCGUGCUGACAUAUUCCAACUCGUCGCAUCGGUCUAUGAACAUCGGCAACGACCAAAAAAGGACGCCUCUCUACUCGCUUGCCAUCUAGCCAGCAGCACGCCGACCUCCGACACACAUUCUGUGGAUCACUGCGCUAUCACGGCCGCAGCCCUUGCAGGAUACUCGUGCCACGGCCUGAGAAAGAGCUUGGACAACCCGGAUUUCGCUCUCGUGUGGAGAAGUGACAGAACGCCUGCGCCGAAGCGCUGGACUGGCGGAUUGGUGUGUCGUCUUCCUCGGUGUGGGACUGACUUCCGUGUCGCAUGGAUAAGAGGUAUGAGGAGUUGGUGCAGUACCCAGUCUCCGAGGGCAUGCAAGUGGGAGGGUAUGAAGAGGCGAUGAGGUCAAUGCCACCCCACCACUAUAGCCACACCAUCCCUGACUCCCUCAAACACCACCGUGACCAGAUCUAUGGCCACCCUCUUUUCCCUUUGUUGGCCUUGGUGUUUGAGAAGUGUGAGCUGGCCACCUGUUCACCCCGAGACUCCUCACUCUCAGUACCGCCCCAUUUCGCGGGCCUCACCAAUCAUAGCGAUGUCUGCUCAUCAGAGUCCUUCAAUGAUGACAUCGCAGCAUUUGCCAAACAGAUUCGUUCAGAGAAGCCAAUUUUUUCAACAAAUCCUGAACUGGAUAGUCUGAUGAUCCAGGCCAUCCAGGUUUUGCGCUUCCACUUGCUGGAGUUGGAGAAGGUGCAUGAACUCUGCGAUAACUUCUGCCAUCGGUACAUCACCUGUCUGAAGGGCAAGAUGCCCACUGAUUUGGUGCUGGAGGACCGUGAGGGCGGGUCGAAGUCUGACAUGGAGGAUUUUACUGGGUCAUGCACAAGUCUGUCAGAACAGAACCAGUCUUGGUUGCGGGACCCAGAUGAUUGUGGCUCCACCCCCUCAGGUACUCCCGGCAUAUCCUGUGGUUUAGCCUCCCACAGCACUGACAACUGCAGCGAUGCAGGAGACGGUUUGGAUGGUGGGAUGGCCUCGCCCAGCACCGGGGAGGAGGAUGAGACGGACAGAGAUCGGAGGAGUAGCAACAAGAAGAGAGGCAUCUUCCCCAAAGUGGCCACCAACAUCAUGAGAGCAUGGCUUUUCCAGCAUCUAUCACAUCCGUACCCAUCAGAGGAACAGAAGAAACAGCUAGCGCAAGACACCGGGCUCACCAUCCUCCAGGUUAACAACUGGUUUAUCAAUGCCAGACGCAGAAUUGUCCAGCCCAUGAUUGAUCAGUCAAAUCGCUCAGGUCAAGGUACCCCAUACAGUCCAGAGGGGGCAGCACUAGGUGGAUACCGAUUGGAUGAACAAGCUCAUCUGAGUCUUCGGACUGCAGGUCUUCAGGGAAUGCCCUCUCUGGCUGCUGACUACCCCGGGGCUCUGCUGUCUCAGCCUGGCUACUCCCAUGCCCCCACGCUGCACCCGUACCCCGGACCCCAUCCAGCCAUGCUGCUGCACCCCCCACCCCACCCCCACACCCACCCACACCCCCACCCCCACCCAGCCGAGCCUCUCUUAGGACAAAGCCUGGACAUUCAUGCCCAUUAA
Molecule: messenger RNA, 1805 nt
Organism: Clupea harengus (Atlantic herring)
Lineage: Eukaryota; Metazoa; Chordata; Actinopteri; Clupeiformes; Clupeidae
Gene: meis3
Product: myeloid ecotropic viral integration site 3
Biological process (GO): regulation of DNA-templated transcription
Molecular function (GO): DNA binding
Source: RefSeq, a predicted model, not a curated record